Closterium sp. NIES-67 is the source of this 1218-nucleotide messenger RNA. NCBI's taxonomy places the organism in Eukaryota, Viridiplantae, Streptophyta, Zygnematophyceae, Desmidiales, Closteriaceae. The record is from the annotation of a GenBank genome assembly.
AACCCGCUUUUAACACGCCCCGUUUCCGCGUUACAAGAACGCGACGUCGUUGUGGCUGCGUCGCGUUCCUAUUCGUCUCGUACCGUUCCCCGCCGUUCCCCGCCGUUCGCCGUCGCCGCUCCAUCUCAGUGCUGCUCUAGCACUAAGAGCAGCAUCUAAAGAUUCAGUAACUACAGCUGGUCGCUCCCGCCAUGAUCCGCCACGUGGCAGCACGACAGCGACAGCUGGCGAGAGCCGCUACUUUCGCUGCGAACUCCGCCGCUGACGUCGGAAGCCGCAAUCCCGGGAUCUUUUCGCCUUUUUCCACGUGGCAAGGUCUCCUCUUGCCGCGAGUUCGCAACCCGGCAUUGCCGUUGCUCCAGCCGUUGCCAUCGCUGCCUCAACCGACGGUCCUCGCCAGAAGCCGAAAGUCGCCAUCCCUUUCCUCCACCCUCUCAUCAUCAUCACCAUUACUUUCGCCAUUGUCACAUCAGCCAAGAGUCACUGAAGGGAUGUGGAUGGGGAUGAGAUCCACAGACGCUGGAAGCCAUUUCCCCGUGUCUUUGUCCUCAUCCACGUCACUUCCUGCUCGAUCCAUGUCAGCUGACUCAGCACCAACUCCAUCCACGUCAGCAGCAUACACAUCGGCAGCAUCCACGUCAGCAUCACUUUCACCAGCACCAUCCACAUCAGCAGCAGCAUCAGCAGGAGCAGCAGAGCCGAGUGGGCAGGGGAUUCGCAGUGGGGUCACGCGAGUGAAGACAAAGGCGCUGACCAAACAGGCAAAGCACAUCAUGAAUAUCCUGGACGCAGAGGCAACGCAGCAGCUGCGCCAGCAGCGCAGCAUGCCGGCAUUCAAGCCCGGGGACGUGCUCUCCAUGAAAAUCGAGGUGCCCGAGAACAAGCGGCGCACGUCGAUAGUGAAGGGCAUAGUCAUCGCCCGCAGAAACGCUGGCAUCAGCUCCACAUUCCGCAUCCGCCGCAUGCUGGCAGGCGUUGGCGUUGAGAUGGUCUUCCCACUGUACUCGCCCAACAUCAAGGAGAUCACGGUGAUAGGUACUCGAAAGGUCAGGAGGGCGAAGCUGUACUAUCUGAGAGACAAGGUUGCUCGCAUGUCUGCUGUUUAGGGUGUAUGCUGAUAGUUAUUGCUGCUUGGGAGUGUCUUGAUAAGUGUAUUUUAGGCAUAUAGAUAGGUACCUAAAAUGAGCAAUUGUAAUCUUCGCGUCAAUGGCCGUAUUU